Molecule: messenger RNA, 1859 nt
Organism: Alnus glutinosa
Lineage: Eukaryota; Viridiplantae; Streptophyta; Magnoliopsida; Fagales; Betulaceae
Product: receptor-like protein 12
Exons: 1
Coding region: 218-1600 (460 amino acids)
Molecular function (GO): protein binding
Source: RefSeq, a predicted model, not a curated record
AAUUGUUUUGUCUCAGUAAAUUACACAGGAGAAACAAAUAUCGGUGGCAGUCAUUGCGUCUUCUCUGAGAAGCCAAAAUAAUGAAAAGGUAAAGCCUUUGAGAGAGUAGCAGAGAGAGAGAGAGAGACUAGAAGAAGCUUCUUCAAGAUUCAAGACUAGCUUGUUUUCCAAGCCAGCCAUUCCCUUUCUCUCACGCACAAAAAGCUUCUCUUUUUUUAUGCUUAUAGUUACAGUUCCGUCAACCAUAAAAGCUUUCACGCCGUUUCCCACGAGAAACCGGUCUGAUCCUCUCACGGAAAAGCAUUCCCAUUCGACCAUCACUCUCGCCUAUAAAAACCUAUUUCCCACUCACAUUCACCGACUCGGUACUCAGUGCUCAGUAGCCGCUUCUUCUUCUAUGGCAAAGAUCAGGGCUUUGGGGCUUUGCGUAGUGCUUGCUUUGUGUCUGUUGCAAUGUGGUCAUUUGUGGGUGUUGGCGAUUCUGAACCCGGUUGAUUUUCUGGCUCUGCAAUCCAUCAGGAAAGCUCUCGAUGACUUGCCCGGCUCGAAUUUCUUCGCUUCCUGGGACUUCACGUCCGACCCAUGUAAUUUCGCCGGUGUUUACUGUGGCUCCGAUGAGGUUAUCGCGCUCAAUCUGGGCGAUCCAAAGGCCGGGUCUCCGGGUUUGACGGGUCGGAUCGACCCGGCGAUCGGGAAGCUCUCUGCUCUAGCGGAGCUUUCGGUCGUUCCGGGUCGGAUCUUCGGCGCUCUGCCACAAUCGGUUUCGCAGCUGAAGAACCUCAGAUUCCUCGCGAUCAGCGGGAACUUCAUCUCCGGCGAUAUUCCGUCGAGUAUCGGUGAGCUCCGGAGACUCCGGACCCUCGACCUCAGCUACAACCAGUUCGCCGGAGGAAUCCCCCGGUCCAUCGGGACCCUACCAGAAUUAUCCAACGUCAUCCUCUGCCACAACCGCCUCUCCGGUACGGUCCCUCCGUUUCACUCCCAGAGCCUGACACGACUCGACCUCAAGCACAACGCUCUCUCCGGUUCUCUCGGACCGGAUUCUCUGCCUCCCUCUCUCCAGUACCUCUCUGUCUCCUGGAACCGGCUCAGUGGACCCCUGGACCGGCUCUUGACCCGGCUCGACCGGCUCAACUACCUGGACCUGAGCAUGAACCAAUUCUCGGGUACGAUCCCGGGUCGGAUCUUCACGUUCCCAAUCACCAGCCUCCAAUUACAGCGCAACGUCUUUUCGGGCCCGGUCCAACCGGUUGACCAGGUGAGAAUUCCGACCGUUGAUCUCAGCUACAACAGGCUGUCGGGACAGAUCUCUCCAAUGCUCUCGACCGUACAGAAUCUAUACCUGAAUAACAACCGGUUCACGGGUCAGGUACCUGCAAGCUUCGUGGACCGGUUACUGGCUGCUACCAUACAGAUACUGUAUUUGCAGCACAAUUAUCUGACGGGGAUCCAGAUCAAUCCAACGGCUGACAUUCCAGUGAGCAGUUCGCUGUGUCUACAGUAUAAUUGUAUGGUUCCGCCCCUCGAGGUUCCGUGUCCGUUGAAGGCUGGGAAGCAGAAGACGAGGCCUACUUCGCAGUGUAACGAAUGGAAGGGGUAGAGAUGGAAAUUGGAUACGUAGUUCCUGGGGGCAGAAUGGGAAGAUGAGAUACACGUUGGUUAUUGAUUCUUCUUCAUGUCUAUUUUUGUCGGGUUAAUUCAUUUAUUAUUUUUGUGAUAUAGUGGGUUAAAUUCGGAAUAAGGAGAGAUUUGUGGAUACCUUGUAAUAUUUUGCUAAAAAAAAAGAAGCAAAUAUAGUGUAAGCUAUUUAAGCGAGUUCGUUAUUAUUAUUAAUAUAUGGUCCCUUUUUUUUUUUUGCA